Messenger RNA from Paramecium pentaurelia, 3415 nucleotides. The record is from the annotation of a GenBank genome assembly. Lineage: Eukaryota; Ciliophora; Oligohymenophorea; Peniculida; Parameciidae.
AUGAUGGAUUCUGAUCGAAUGUCUGAAAGGUAUACAAAUAUUGUUAAUAACAACUUAAUUGUUCGAGAUACAGAAUAAAACUUUCUUCCACUUCAAGUUGUUGAUAAUUUUAAUAAAUAGUUAGCUGAGGUUAAGCAAGUACAUUUGCAAUUUUAUUAGGAACCAAUUGAAUAACAAGUUGUAGAUUAACCUAUAAAUUCAGAGCUAUAAAGAGGGAAUACAGCUUAAUUGGUAUUAUAAUUCAAUAUUUGUAGUUUACAGACAAGCCUUUAUGUUUACCUAUAGUUCAAAAGAAAUUAAGUAGUUAAGAUUAAGAGAAUGAUGAAAUUGAUGAAAUUUCUUAGAAAAAGAAUAGAUAAAUGAGUUCAUAAAAUAUGGAAUCUGAUUUAGAUGGUAGAUCAAGUCAAAAUAAAUCAGGACAACAAAGACAAUUUAGUAAGUGAUUUUAAAAUAUGAUUCUAGUGUCUAAAAAAACGAUAAGAAGAAUGAAUAGUAGAAUAAAGGCCAGACAAUCAGUUAUAUUACCUAGAGCCUUAAAUACAAGCAUUACGACUAAAAUUUCUCAUGUUGUUGAGAGUCUUCCUUUUUCAAUUUUAAUGGCAUUAGUAACCCUUUAUGCUUUAUUUGGGGAUGAUAUAAGAAUCUUAACUGUAAAUAAAGAUGGAGAUGAUGCAUUUUUUGUUUUAACUAUUUUAUGUAUGGUUUGCUUUACUUUAGAGAUAAUAUUUACAUGUAUUUGUAAACAUGAAUAUUUUUGCAAUGUAUAUUAUAAUAAUUCUAAAUAUAGUUUUACUUUUGGUUAGAUGUAAUAUCAACAGCAACCAUGUUUUUAGAUAUUGGAUGGAUAACUGAUGAAUGGUAUUCUGGAGAUGUAACUAAUGCUGCAUCAAUUAAAACAAUUGGUUCUGCAUCUAAAGUUGCAAGAAAGGCAGCAAGAGUCAUAAGAGUUAUAAGAUUAGUAAGAUUGAUUAAAUUGUAUAAACAUGCAAGAUAAUAAAUAUAGUAAUAAAAAUAAAAGGCACUUUUGAGAUAGUUAUUAAGAUAGGCUUAAAUAUCUCAAGAAGAAAAAAUGAAAUAAUAAUAAAAAUAAUAAUAAAUAAUUUAAGAAUCUUAAUAAUUAUAAUCAUAAAUUUAAAACUAAUAAUAAAUUAAAUAGUAAUCUUAAUAAUAAUUGUCCUAAUCAUAAAAUAAUUAGUAACGUAAUAUUUAUAUAUUAUUUUUAAGCCGUUAAUGAGGAGGAUUAAAUAUUACAAAUUAAAAAUCCAUAAUCUGUAAUAGAAAGUGGGAAAAUUAAAAGCAAUCAAUUAAAUUAAAGUCAAAUGAGUGGAAAUUCUAUCCCAAUUAAUUAACAAAUCUAAAAACCAAAUUCAAGUUAGGAUGGAAGUGAAGGAUCAAAUAAUCAAUUUAGUAAAUCUCCAAGUAAAUCAACUCCUGGAAAAUCUGGUUAAUAGACUAAUUCUUAAGGUGAGAGUUCAAUGAAUGGAGAGAUUGACACAAAAGAAUCAAAUGUUGGUUAAUAAUUAUCAGAUUUAGUAAUGAGGAGAGUGAUCACUAUCAUUUUAGCAGUUCUAAUUAGUAUACCAUUGAUCAAUUUUGAUACAUAUUAAGAGAAUAUCAAUAGUUAUGAUUCAGGCAUUUUUAGAAUAUCAUAAUUUAAGGAUUAAUAGAAUGUAAAAGAGAUCCUCAUUAAAUAAUAUGCAGAAUUCCAUAAAGGAUAAAUCUAUCCAAUACAAGCAGUAAAUAUUAUAGUAAAUGAUACUUGGGUUAAUUAUAAUUAUUAAAAAUAUCCAGAUUAUUUUGAAUAUACAUCAUUAUCACCAGAUUAAUAUAGAUUUACAGAUCUUCAAUAUUAUAUUUAAACUUCUUAAAAUGGAACUCUAUUAGCAUAUUCUGCUGCAGAUCUUAUAUCAUAUAAUUAGACUAAUUCAAUUCUAUCUAUAUUUUAAACUAUUUUUGUUUGUAUAGUUUUAGCGUUAAGUGCGUUACUUUUCAAUAAAGAUGUUGAAGAUUUAGUUAUUGAACCUAUAGAAACAAUGAUGAAAUAAAUAGAAUUAAUUGCAGCUAAUCCCUUAGAGGCUGUGAAUAUUGAAGAAUAAGAAGAUUUAGUAAUUGAAGAAUUAGAAAAAAGUUAAGAUCACAAAAAAUUAAAAGAAAAGGAAAUUAUGAGAACUAUGGAAACUUAUAUAUUAUAACGUUUAAUUAUGAAAGUAGGUGCUUUAUUAGCAGUGGGAUUUGGAGAAGCAGGAUCUGAAAUUAUAGCAGAAAAUAUUAAAAAGGGAGGUAGUGUUGAUCCGAUGAUCCCAGGUAAAAAAAUAAUGGCAAUCUUUGGAUUUUGUGAUAUUAGAAAUUUUACUGAUGCAACUGAAGUUUUAUAAUAAGAUGUCAUGGUAUUUGUUAAUGAAAUUGCAGAAAUUGUUCAUUCAGCUGUCAAUAGUUUUAGUGGAUCAGCAAAUAAAAAUAUAGGAGAUGCUUUUCUUUUAGUUUGGAAAUAUGAUUAAUUUGAUUAUCAUCCUGAUCCAACUAAUCAUUAAAAAUUAUUAUUGAAAGAUACAAAAUUAAUCAAAUAAAAAGGAGAUAUGGCAGUCUUAGCUUUCCUCAAAAUUAUUACUUCAGUUUCUAUUUCAAAAAAAUUGGAAAAAUAUAAAAAGCAUCCUGGUUUAAAUGCAAGAAUGAAGGAAUACUCAGUAAAAAUGGGUUUUGGUUUACAUAUGGGCUGGGGUAUUGAAGGAGCUAUAGGUUCAUCUUUUAAGAUUGAUGCUUCUUAUCUAAGUCCAAAUGUAAAUAUGGCAUCUAGAUUAGAAGCUGCUACUAAAUAAUUUGGUUCAAUAAUACUAAUUAGUGGUAUAUUUAGAGAAUAUUUAACUGAAUCUUGUUAAAAGUAAUUAAGACUUAUUGAUAUCGUAACUGUCAAAGGAAGCAUUGAACCAAUGAGUAAAAAUUAUUCUAUUCCUAGAAAUUUAUACCAUUGAUUUAUCAAUUAAAUCUUUAUUGAAAGGAAUCAAAUAACCUAUUGAUAAAUAUGAUAUUAGUAAAUUAACAUAAAGAGAAGCCAAAAAAUAUAGAGUUGUCUAAAGAUAUUAAAGAAAUCAAUUAAUUAAAAAAGUUGAGAAUAAUUAAAUUCAAAUUGCUGAUCUCUUUAAAACUGAUGAAGAAUUAGUACUUGUACGGGCUCCGUUUAAAUAAGAGUUCUAUGAUUAUUGGGAUCAGGGAUUUUAACAUUAUAUUAAUGGAUAAUGGGAGAAAGCUUUACCUAUCUUUACUAAGACUCUUGUAAUCGAUGUUAUUUAUAUUUCUUUAGUCUAUGAUACCUGAACAUAAAGAUGGACCUUCCAAUACUCUACUAGAAGUUCUGCAUUCUAAUGGAAAUAAAGCACCUAAUUAUUGGAAAGGUUAUAGAGAAUUAACAGAAAAAUGA